This is a messenger RNA of Talaromyces proteolyticus, 675 nucleotides long. RefSeq names its product putative COP9 signalosome subunit 8. The record is from RefSeq and is a predicted model, not a curated record. Gene Ontology annotation, cellular component: COP9 signalosome. Bases 1 to 675 code for a protein of 224 amino acids. NCBI's taxonomy places the organism in Eukaryota, Fungi, Ascomycota, Eurotiomycetes, Eurotiales, Trichocomaceae. Gene Ontology annotation, biological process: COP9 signalosome assembly; protein deneddylation. The transcript is spliced from 3 exons.
AUGGAGGAACCGCCCUUAUCGCUGAGACAGCUGGGCAUAGUGCUCUCGGAAGCUCCCUCACAUGAAGCUCUGUACGACAGCCUCAGCCAGUACGAGGACGAGGCGUGCCUGCAAUUUACACAUGCCCAAAUACUUGGGGAUGAAAAGCUGCUCAGCGCCUACUACUCAUCAUUUCUCAUCUCACACCUUCUCACCAACCAGAUACAAGAAGCUCGUGCUUUAACAAAGCGCAUGCCACCAACCCUGCUCAAGAGCGACGAGGUGCUGCGAUAUAGUAUUGCGAUUCUACGCGCAGUCUGGCAGAAUCAAUACCACGAGAUUUAUCACCUUUUAAGGAAUCAAACCUGGCCGGAGCCAGUUAAUGUCAUUGCCAAUAAAUUUGAUGCAUUUUUCACCGAGAAAACGUUUAAAGAUGUCAGCCGAGUCUACGAAUCCAUCAGACCCGAGGCCGCAGCGGAAUACCUUGGUUUAGAGGAGCUUGUACAAAACGGCGCGGGAAGUGAACCGAGCGCAGAGUUGAUUCAGACACUCGUUCAGAGAGGAUGGGAGUGGGAUGAUGAGAAGAGGCUGUUUCAACCGCACUACCCUGAAGAGUCACUGAAAGUUGGAGGGUUAAAUACAAGAUUGCAUGGGAUAAAUCGCAUUGCUGGUUUGGCAGGUAACCAUGGGAGCUGA